Dibothriocephalus latus is the source of this 918-nucleotide messenger RNA. The record is from the annotation of a GenBank genome assembly. NCBI's taxonomy places the organism in Eukaryota, Metazoa, Platyhelminthes, Cestoda, Diphyllobothriidea, Diphyllobothriidae.
UAUAUUUCCAUAGUCAACCCGCAAAUACUUGAUUUCAUUAUAGCCGCGAUGCCCGAACUCAACCCCAGCAACAACUCCCCCCUUAUCUUGCGUUCCUACUUCACAACCGUGCCUCCAAAACGCUUCCAUCCCUCUCCCGACGAUUUUGACGGGCCGCUCACUCUCAUCAACACUAUACACGAAGACCGGCUACCCCUCGAGGAGACAUGUCCCCUCUCCACCACUUACCCACCUGUGGAGAAGGCAAGCGUAGUUGUCGAGACAUCCGGAUGCAUUCAUGCAGCAACUGUUUUCAUACAGGAGACACUGGAAACUAUUGUCGACAUCCGGCCUACUUCCGUGCAACAGGCCCUAAAAAGGAAAUUAAAACAGGCGAAGGAGGUGACUGCUGGUGUCGUUGAAUCACCCGCAAAGGUGGCUCGCUUGCAGUUUACAGAUGCGGUUAAGGACACUGUCUCUUGCUCGACUUCUGCCCUUCCCAAGCCCGGUGGUUCUACUUCUCCAGCCGAGAAAGUAGUACAGGCUCCUUCUGUUCUACCCGAACCAGCUUCCCCUAUGGAGGAUUUACACAGACUCCCCGAUGCGCACCCGCAAAACAGCAUCCGUUCUCUCUUAGAUACACCCUAUCCAUUUUUGCACUCCUUUAAUCUUGUCCUGCACAAAAUCAUACCGCGACGACCUCUCGUCUCAUCCACUUCCACCGUUGGGGAUGAGACUAUGGAUGUUGAUGUGGAUUCCCACCGACCGCUCGUCAUUCGACCCUCCUGCCGCCUUCUCGCAUCAAUAGGUAACUACCUAUGCCUCUUUCUGUUCUUUAUUCGUCUUUCUUACACUCAUGCUGCAUUCCUUUCCUUCAUCCUUCUUGCCUUAUCCUACACCACUUCAGAAACUCGCAGUCUCAAACUAUGCAUAUGCUAG